Molecule: messenger RNA, 6311 nt
Organism: Chelmon rostratus (copperband butterflyfish)
Lineage: Eukaryota; Metazoa; Chordata; Actinopteri; Chaetodontiformes; Chaetodontidae
Gene: shroom2a
Product: shroom family member 2a
Exons: 11
Coding region: 217-5115 (1632 amino acids)
Biological process (GO): actin filament organization
Cellular component (GO): apical junction complex; cortical actin cytoskeleton; adherens junction
Molecular function (GO): actin filament binding
Source: RefSeq, a predicted model, not a curated record
UACGGACUGACGUGCUGCGUUUAAACAGUGGAAACUCUCAUCUUAUCACCCGAAACCGUCCGCACAACUCGCGAACUACUAGAAAGUGAUUCAUUGGAAGUUUAAACGGUAACAAAAGAUGAAGUAUGUGUAACGUAAAGCCGGGAUAUAGCUGCGUGCCACCCCGACGAGGCUUUCUUGUUCACCGGUUUAUCCAGAAGUUGAAUUCCCAGUACCAUGGACACUGAGGGAUAUAAACAUGAUCCACACUAUACAGAGGCAGAGAGUCUUUGGCAUGUGAUGCAGAAAUCAGGAGAUCUGGAUCCAAGGAGCAGAGAUGGUGAGGGCUGGAAGCUGGUGGAUGUAUUUCUCUCAGGAGGAGCACCAUGGGGAUUUACACUCAGAGGGGGACUAGAGCAUCGAGAACCUCUACUCAUAACCAAGGUUGAGGAGGGCAGCAAGGCAGCAGCUGUGAGUCUCCAGGUUGGAGACGAGCUUGUCAACAUCAACGAGAUUCCCCUGAGUGGCUACAGGCAGGAGGCAAUCUGCCUAGUGAAAGGCUCCCACAAGACCCUCAGUCUGGUGGUGAAAAGGCGGAAUGAACCCAUAAGCAGGCCUCACUCCUGGCACUCCACCAAGUUCAACGAAAGCCAAUCAGAGACUGCCAAAACACAGUCUCCACCCACGCCAGUCUGGCACACCAGAUAUGAUGCAAGCUCAUCCUCAACUGAUCUCUCCUCUGGCUGGGAGCAGACAAACCUGCGCAGAGUGUCCGACCAGUUCAGCUCUCUCGGCAGUAUGGACAGUCUAGAACAUGUUUCACACCAAUAUCCUGCCGGUCAGCUGUCACCUGCCAAGUCCAACAACAGUAUGGAGCACCUUGGAGGAGGGAAACGAGACUCAGCCUACAGCUCCUUCUCCACCAGCUCUGGGACACCAGACUAUACCCUCUCUAAGAGCAACGCUGCCUCGACAGAGAACAUGAUUUAUAAAUUCAGUCAGUGGGAUGCAGGAGGAAAGCCCAACAAUGGCAGAAACAGCCAGAGCGUGGGCGAGGGAGUCAAACAGGAUGAAAGGGUUGCGUACUUUCAGAUCCCAGAAGUUAACACAGGCUGUGAGGGUCCACAGACUGAGGACUUUGCUGGCUCCCGCCAUUCCACUUCAAGUAGGACCAGCUUUGGACCUGUUUGGCAUGUCCCUGAAAAAAAGAAGACCACUUCCCCCUCUCCUCCCCCUCCCCCUCCACCUGCACGCAGUGACAGUUUUGCUGCAACUAAGGUACAUGAAAGGGGUCUCGUUGUGGCUCAUCCUGAAGUACCUGAAUCACGUGUCUCCAAUAAGGCUUCCACUGAAAAUCGCCGCAGCCACAACCUAUCCCCGAAAAAUGACAGUGACAGUUUUUACCCUUCAUCUGAUAAAUCGAAUCAUAAUCAGUUCAACUCAAACAAGCAGUACUCCUUGUCCAGCAGUGAUGUUCGGCAAGGCCAGCCCUACCAUCAAAGACACCAUAGUGACAAAAGCACUUUUUAUUCUCAGCCCUGGGCUACAUCCGUACCAAAGCCACAGAACGUAGGUGGCUACUAUUGUAGCAUGCAGGAACUGCCUACUAACGGAUCUGCGCAACACUUUGGUCAGAACCAGAGAAGGAAUUUAAGCACCUCCCAGUCUACCACAACCGCCGACCAAAACACUGACAGCAGUGGACAUAGUCGAUACUACUGUGUCACAACCUGUCAGCCCAUGCAGCCUAACCCCCAGCCCUUGUCAGGAAAGCCAGAGGACAGGAAGAGUGUCACAGGCGUAGAUCUAGCACAGACCCGAAAUGAGCAGAACUCUCUUAGCCCACAGAUAGUCACCAAGGUGAAGUAUAAUCUGCCCCAACAGCAGCAACACUCCUCGCACAUUAAAGAUAGUAAUGGGUACAGCAAACACCAAGAAACUCCUGUACCCAAAUCCAGCUCUGAUGAUCGGGGAAGCCAGAGAGGACAAAACACACACAAUGCAGAAGCUCAGUACAUGAGUUAUCCUUCUAGCAGACAGCCUGAACAGAGGCGGUCUCUGCCACUACAACAUAGAGAAUUACCCCAGGACAACAAGCAUCACAGCCAAGUCAGCAACAAGAUCAGCCCCCAGGCCACCCCAAUGCUUCACUCAUUAUCUAUGGAUGCUGCAGGCCAAGAGGCAAGAGGCUCACACUCUGAAGAGUCCCUUGAAAGCAAGCAGGCGAGACGCAGUGACCGUUUUGCCACCACGUUACGGAAUGAAAUCCAGAUGAGAAAAGCCAAGCUGCAGAAAAGUAAGAGUGCGGCUACCCUUCCUGGUACUGAGGGAGAGACUGAAGACGAUCAGGAUAUCUGGAAGUCCACUGAAAACACCACGCCCACCUCUGCAGAUGGCUCCUUCACCAACACCUACAAGGUUAAUCUGAAGGAAGCACAAGCACGAGUGCUUAAGGCUACAUCUUUCAGGAGAAAAGACCUGGAGCCGGUUUUACUUGAACACCCUGCAGCUGAGGCCUUACCAAACUACCCGUCCUCAGUACUGACCCGUAAAGAUGUUACCCCUCUGCCAACUGUCUCGGAGUCUGUAAUAAGUAAAUCAGGGCCUGCCGGUGGUCAAGUAACUCGCAUUGGUGGUCGAAAGCGUUUUCCUGUUGAAAAGAAGGUACGGUCUUUCUCUGAACCAGACAAAAUCCAUGAAGUUGGGAUGAAGGAAGAUCUCCCUCAGAAUGAAAAGGGAAGCUCCUCACUAGACCAAGAGACGCUGUUUAAGGAAAGUGGGAAACCAGCUUUCUCCAGUCACAUUCCUCCUGAGAGCUGUACCGAAAACCCCACGGAGACCAAGGCCAGAGCUUUUGCCACAACCAGUGAAACAGAGGACACAAAGAAAGGCAUCAGGAGCAGAGAACACCCUGAAGAGGUCCACGGAGGUCCUUACUCUGCACACAAGCUGUCCGUCCUAGGCCAAGAAAGACUGGGAACCUUCGCUGAGUAUGAGGCAAAGUGGAAUAUACAGAAAAAAACCCCGGAAACAAGAGUCACCGGACGGUACCGGUCAGCUGAUAACAUCCUGGAUCCAGGACCAGAGGAGAGAACUAAAACCACCUGUUUCCACGAGAGAUCCCGAUCAUCUCCUUCAGCUGACAUCUAUGGACAGAAGAUUCAAGUUCCUGCACGAAGGUCUGAGACAGGUUAUUCCCAGACGGAGUGUAAACCUGCUGAACCUCUCAACACUGCACCAGCGUUCUCUGACAGAGGGCCUGGUGACUGUAAAGUGAGAGAAAAGCCUCUGGAGUUUGAACAUUACUCAGUGCCACCCCCUCCGCCCAUGACAGGAACCAACCCUGACAGCAGACACAGAGCUGCCCCUGCCACCAUGAACCACAGACCCACAUCUGUCUCUCACAGUCUCAGAGAGUCUGCGCUCCCUCAGCCCGAGGACCACGGCCACACCGAGCCUCCGUCUGGGCCCAGGAGGAAGCCCCCUGCGCUGGAGAAGCCUCCCCCACCCAGAUGCCCAGAGGUCAACUCCCACGAGUCCUUCACUGCUUCCCAGAGCGAAAUCACCCACUGCUCUCCUAACACUGACCCUAACUCCGCCUUUGUCCCCACCCACUCUGCAAAGGAAUCUGAGCAGGGCAAAGGACUUGUGGACAAAGGACAAGGGGCAGUACAUCAUCUGUCAACAUCCAAUCCUCAGCCUGCCUCCUCUCCCCCAGCUUCCUCCCACAGAUCUUCAAGGCCGGCCACUAUGGAGGGGCAGCGCUCGCCAUCUCCACAGUUUUCCCCACAGAGACUCAGUGACAAGCCGCCCGUCUCUCUACAGGAUGAAGACUCAAACAGGAUGGAGCAUGUGUUAGAAAACCAAACCUCUGCAGUGAAGAAAGUGCCCAUCAGGAUUGUCCACUCAGAGGGAGACACGGAGAAGGAGAAUUGUCCAUUUUUGCAUCACAGCAACCCCCCUGCUGUUGAACCCGAGGGUCCUGGUCUAACCAGGCUCGGCAGUCUGGGAGCUGCAGGGCAGGACUCGGUCUUCUGUGCCUUUACUCGCCAGAGGGAGCCCGACAGCACGCCGGCCGCUCAGACAGACCCAAAGCCCCAGAGAGACGUGUACAUGAGUACUAUUAGAGAUCACCUAAUCUCCAACAGUCAGCAGCCACAACAGCCCACAGACGAGCCCGGCAGCAACAGGACGACAGUAACCACAGGACUGUCUGAGGAUCAGAAGAGAGAUGAGCUGGCCCGGGACAUCAUGGGGAAGGAUAAAUCGCUAGCUGAUAUUCUCGACCAGAGCAAGAUGAAGACCACCAUGGACUUGAUGGAGGGUAUCUUCCCUCAGGGGGAGCAGCUGUUGGGAGGAGCUCACCAGCGCAGGAAGGUGUCCCCGAAACAGACAGUCGCCCGGCCUGCUGAGGAAAGGGAAAAGGAGGACAGUAUGGCGGCGGCUGUCACCAUGGUGACCUCCUCUACAUAUUACAGCACAUCAGCUCCCAAAGCUGAACUCCUUAUUAAGAUGAAAGACAUGCAGGAGCAGGAGCAGGAGGAGGAGGACUCUGAAGACGAACUGGACAUUGACCUGGCCAACAAGAAGCAAGAGCUGAUCGACAGCCUUAGCAAGAAGCUUCAGGUGUUGCGAGAAGCCCGGGAGAGUCUUCAGGAGGACGUCCUCGACAACAACGCCCUGGGAGAUGAGGUGGAGGCUCGAGUCCAGCAGGUCUGCAAACCCAACGAGCUGGACAAGUUCAGGAUGUUUGUCGGGGACCUGGACAAGGUGGUGAGCCUGCUGCUGUCCCUGUCGGGCCGUCUGGCCAGAGUGGAGAACGCCCUCAACAAUCUGGAGGAGGAUGCUACUGCUGAGGAGAGGCGGACGUUGAUUGAGAAGAGGAAGCUGUUGAUUCGACAGCAUGAGGACGCAAAGGAGCUGAAGGAGAACCUGGACCGCCGGGAGCGCGUGGUUUACGAGAUCCUGGGCAACUACUUGCAGGAGGACAGCCUUACAGACUAUGAGCACUUUGUCAAGAUGAAGUCUGCGCUCAUCAUCGAGCAGCGCAAGCUUGAGGAUAAAAUCAAACUGGGCGAGGAGCAGCUCAAGUGUCUGAUGGACAGUCUGCCGAUAGAGCAGAGGCUGGCCUUCUGAGCGAGUUGGACGCUGAUGAAAUCAAGACAUGUUGCUCAAGUUGGGCCCUGUGUCCAGCAGAGGGAGACAGAGAUGAGGAAUCCACAGAGGCAUUCUGACAUUUUUCACUUCUGUGAAGCCUCAUCUGAGCUCGUCUUACUACUUCACAUCUUCUCACCUGGACUGCCAGCAUCCAUCAGUAACUCCUCUGUGAAAGAUGCUGCUUUUUCUGGCAACAACCAACCACUGUUUCUAAUGUCUUUCAUGCCAUUUUUGCUUGGUUUUUAUUUUGAUGGGUUUUUUUUAGUAAUUUAUUGUAGCCUUUUGAAUCUGCAUAGGAGGGGACAGUAUUUUAUCUUCAACUGAUUUCAGCAGCCAUGCUACCUGAUGUGUGUUACACACUGAGCGACGAGUAUUCAUCAUGUUUUAUGUUUAAGUUGUUUCACAAUCUGGAACCCUUUUCACAAAAUCCAUCAAAUCUGGCGCAAUAUUUGAAUAAACACAAAGCUUUUUGUUAACGUUUAUAUAUCAACUAGUGGCCUUUUACUAAAAUGUUUGUGCCCUCUUUUCCUCGCUGAAGAAACUUUUCCUCUGCAAUAAACGGAUGGUGGGAUGUUAGUGAAUGCACUUGUGCAGAGAAAGUGUGCAGAUACUGGUCAUUCUAAAGAGCACUUGUUCAGCUUCACUAAACAGGAGAACAGCAGCACUUCCACGUUUGAAGUGCCUGGGGAGUCGCCCACGUCACUGCCGACACUGUCUCGUCUUUUCAGCCACUUCUGCAUGUUGCAUCUGUCGGUGCUGUUUCACUCACAGCCAGAAAUAACUUGUUUAGAUUAUGAUAUUGCCACAUAUAAGUUGACCAAGUGUUUCUGUAUUUUGUCUUAUUACUUCACUGUGUUUUGUUAUCCACGGUGCAGAUGUUGAAUGCAUAGUUACCACAGUUGUUACUUGACUUCUAGUUAAAUUUCAUCACUAAAAAUUUUUAAAUUUCAUCAUUUUGCAACCAAAUAUGGACCUAAAUCAUUGCAAAGCAUUUUUUUUUAACUCCGGUCUCAAGUUUCAGACUGUAAAGAUUAAAUCACUCACCCAAAGGUGAACCCUGUUGGAGGAUGUUUGUUCUGCACAUUUGAGAAUAUUAGUUUCACAUGCUUCAUGCACUGCUGCAGCCUGACUCUUAACACUUUAUCAGCUGUGCUCCUUUAUAUCAAAUAAAGAGU